AACAGUGAGCACAGCAAGUAGACUUCAAAUCCAAAAUGAGAAAUGCUUAUGGGUAUAUUGUAAGUUUGCUGUGGAAAAUAACUAUUCAUAAUUUUUUUCAGGUAAAUAAGUUAUGUAAGAUCACGCACACUAGUCUAAUACAUCCAUAAGCUAUAUUGUACUGCUUUAGCUAUUUUGUGUGAACCAGAAGAGCUUUUGUACUUGCCGUUCCUCAGAGCCAUAGCACAGCAUAUGCAUACUUCUGGAGGCAGGCAAAGCUAAUACAGGAUGCAACCCACUGUGUUAAACCUGCUCUUUCCAUAACUCAGAGGGAUUUGCUCAUCAAUGGCAGGCGAUAUCACGUAUGUAGAUGUAGCAAUGCUACCCAGGGAAAGACCACAUACACCUUGUCGGACAUCAGUUCCAGGAAACAUGAUCACAUAUGCUGAACUGCGCAUGAAGACGAAACCCAAAGGGUGCAGCAGAUCAGAGAUUUCCGUUUCUGGCUGCAAAUGGCAGCGCUCAGCCUGGUUCUACGUGGCACUGGCCCUGGGAUUUCUUGUGCUCAUUCUGCUGGUCACCAUGGCUGUGCUAGCAAAGCAAUUUUUAGAAGGCAGAGCAGAAAAAUCAGAAAUUUUGUCCCAGUAUGGUCUAAAUAGCACUGACAAUCACGUUUCUUCAGAGAAAACAGUCCCGGUGGUGCUCCUGAAAUGGCUAAUGGAGGAACUAUGUGAAGAUGGAGAAGAAACAUGUGAGCUGUGUCCGCCAGGGUGGCAACUACACAGAGGAAGGUGUUACUACUUCUCUGAGGAGGCUGUAAGCUGGGAUGACAGCCAAAGAAACUGUCUAGCUAAGAAAUCCCGGCUUCUUGUCAUUGAAGAUGAAAUUGAGAUGGAAUUUAUAGAUAAUAAAGAGAAAGAUACCAAAUAUAUCUGGAUUGGGUCAAAGGUGGAAGAUGAGAAGAAACAACAAAAUUUGCUUGAAGAUCCCAGAGUAAAAGAAAGCAGGAUAGCUACAAACAGAAUUGGGACUGACGAGAACUGUGCUGUUUACAGAAAAAAAAAUAUGAUCCAAACAGAUAAUUGCCAGACUUUAAAGAAGUGGAUCUGUAAGAAGAAUGCAACUUUGUUGGCUCUCUAAGCUAAAUUGUCAAACAAUAGGCAGAGUUUUUGUCAGGAGACCCGUUUUGCUGAUAAAAAAACAGUCAAUCAAUGUAAAUAAUUUUAUGAUACUUGUGCAGAAAUUUGAAUUCUGCCAUUCUGUGCUCACUAAGGCCAUGUCUGAUAAAAUCAGGGAACUCAGAAGUUGCCAAGCAUUAGCGUGAAGGUCAUGCAACAGGACUGUGAGUCAGCAUGUGUGGCUCUGGGAGUGCUGAGCAUUCCCAUGGACAGACAUCAGCAGCAGCUCUCUCUAGGAAAAGAUGGGAUAAGAGAUAUGUGAGGAUGAGCACUGUGUGCACGAACUGUAUGAAAUGCAAGAAAGAUGCCAUCUGUGAGGGCUGAAGACUGUGCUGGAGGCCACUGCUUUUGUAUACAUCCCUGAGGCAGACUUUGCUGAGGCACAUUUUAUUUGGGUUUCAAUAUUUUGGUGUUUUCUGAAGGGCUGGAAGAAAAUGAUUUUACUAGACAGCGUCUCAUACUUAUUCAGAGCCAACCUGCAUGGCUGCUGGGUGUAGAGGUACUGGACCAAGCACAAGUGACCCGUAACACUUGUGGCUAAUAGUCUGAUGGCUCCCAUCUUCUUCUGUUGAACCCUGUGACCUGAAACAAAGCUCUGAGCUAAGGAAGAGAUUUGGACCAUAAGACAAGAUUGCAGAGGAACAGUAGCAAGGAAAUGAAGAUGGUGGCCUGCCUUUCCUCCUACAUUUUGUCCCUUUAUGUUGCGAAUUCUUUGACAUGGAACUCUAAUUACUGCCUGAGAGAUGUGAUUAGAUAUUGAAGCUAAAGUUUAGUGAAAUUAAUGACUAUUGAUGCAGUCCGUAAAUAAGAUGCUUGGUCACUUGAUUUUCAGGGACACACACUAUUUCUGGACCUACAAUGAAAAAAUGCUAUGAGCAAUCUUACUGUCUUUUUUAGAUUAAUAUAUAUUAGAAAAAAAAAAAUGAAAAAAUGUCAUGAAUAGAUUUCAAAGAAGUCACGCAAGUAACUUGUUCCAAUUUUUACAAAUACCUUAGUCUAAUAAGAGUAACAAUUACUCUAGAUUUCUAGCUAGCAUAUGUCUUUGAAAUGAGUAACCAGUCAGAGUGCAAAUACUUGCACCACUGUUGAAAUAUUUCCAGUGACUCAUGUUCAACAAUGAGGAAAGCAAAUAAUGUGUAAACAUGGAAAUUAAAACAACACCACCAAAAAAACAACAAACGUAUAGGGAAAAGUGGAAGUGGAGGUGUAAUAAAACUGCUUUCCUCCUGUUUGCAAAUCAUGUACCUCCACUUGGGUAUUUACAGGGCCCUGAGGGCACUUAUAGGCCCUAAGGGUCCUGACAGCUUCUCCUGAGACUCCCACCCAGAUCUCCUUCCCAUGGGCCCAAGAGGAUUCAGUCUCAGGCCUGGGGUCAGUCUCUGCCUGGGCUAUGUCAUAGAUGUAGUGUCUCCAGUCUUGCCUUCCUGCCUCAUUUCUUGGAUUGAUCUUGAACCUUUGUUGUUGAUAUCUUGUCUCCUGGAUCCCUCCUUCUAAGAAUGUUCUAAUUUGUCUCCAGUCCUUUGUCCCUGCUUGCUGGAUGAACUCUACACCCACAUUAUAGUCUUGUCUCUAGCCAUGUCUCUGGCCCUGUUGCUCCUGACUGGAUUCCCUGAGUGGAUCCUGGACCUGCCUCAUCACUUGCUUUGCCUGGGACAUUGAAGGACACUGUUAUCAGCACCCUGCUCUACCUGCUGUUUUCAGCCCUCAUGGGACUGUGCCUGGUUGAUGAGAGCAUUGCCUGUGCAAGGUUUGUCCUCUGCUCCUGGCUCACCUUGCCUUUAGUACAUUCCUAUUUACACCAGAUGCUUCUGAACAUACCAAGCCCCACAGGUGGCACCUCAGAUCUAUUGUACAAAUCAAACAAUGAAUUUCGUAUUCUUGCAAAUGCUCUUUUCACUAUUGGAGUGCAUAAUUUCUGCUCUACAAGUUUUAUGUCCCGUAACAAUACUGAGGGGCUAGGGGGACCUCUGAAUUCCUCUUGUUCAUACAAAGAAGCUCAGCUGUCCUCUGUCUACCUCAAAUACCCACUGAAGUGCCUUGUAAACCCUUUUAUGCACAAGUUCACCCAAAUGAAAGACAUGAUUCUUAUGGCAGACUGUAUCCCAUUUAUUUGUAUAUUUCCAGACUCUUAAGUGAAGUUGUGUGUGUGAACUUUGUUUUUGUAUUACAGCUGCAGUGAGUAGAAAAAGAUCUCCUCCUCCAAAUGGAGAGGUGAGUUACCAAACCUUAGACAGGUGGCUCUCCUAGAGAAGAGAAAAGCACAUCCUUGUUCCUUCUCUGCUGGAUACUUUCUUAUAGUCAAAACAACAAGUUGGUUUAUUUAAUUUAACAAAGACUUGUGCAAGGGAAAAAUGAACACAGUCCAAUCUGAUUUUUUUUGGAGCAAAGAACACCAACUCUUCCACAGUAUGUUUGAGUCUUGUUCACUGAUACUGAUACACUGACUGUGUUAGUCAUGAAGCAGAGCAGUGGUGGCUGUUCAAUAGGGAGGCAAAACGAGGAGACUACAUUUCAAUAGCCUUCUCUUCAGGUAUACUUUGAUUAAAAAAUACCAGUGUGACAUCUGAGUCCUAUCUGAUAAAAUAUCAAACACUUCUGAUGUGAAAGCUAAUAUUCAAAAAGCUCAAACUAAACUGUGAAUCUCUAGUUUCGCAUUCUCAGACAGUGGGGCCAAACAGCUGAGGCAUUCUCAUACAUACAAACUGCUGCCUUGCAAAUGUGUAAAAUCUACUUUUCCAUGCUUACAGACAGGGUUGCUUAAGCAUUUUUUUUUUACCCUUUCUAUUUCAGAUAGCAUCUCUUCAAUUGCCCCUAAAAUUAACUCUACUGUGUUGUGCUUACCACAGUAAGACACUGAAUUCUUACCUCGUUUCAUAGAAUCAUACAAUAGUUUUUUAGAAAAAGGCACUCCAAGGCCCUUUUGGGGGCAGUCAGGGAGAGUUUCUAAGCUGCCAGGGUUUUAAUACAGUUUUAUGUGCUUUUACACUGUCUCUGUGUGGUGAACUGUGUGUGGAAAAAAAAGACAAACCACAAAAUACCAUAACAUUGAAAUCAAAGGUGCUACUCUAACAAAAAAUGCACAGACUGGAAUUAAAGACUUUGUUAGCACCAAGAGAGAUAAAUAAGUCCAAUAUAGCUUUCAAAAUGUAAAGCCUUUAGCUCAUGUUUGCUGUGGAACACAUAAUGAAAGGCAGCUGCAGUUUCCAAGGUAUGUUGAUUCAUACCUGCACCAGAUGUGUGGUGCCCAUCUGGAGGGCUGUGGUUAGUGUCUGUAACCUGCGAUGAGUAACUAACAGACACACUCACAAGUGAAUUCAUGGCAUGAAAUACCACUUUUUUACCAUGCACGUGAUUGCGACUGUAGAACAAAAAUUUCAUGAUAUGUCAUAACACCAACAAACUAACACCCCUCCCUCACUUCAUGUGGUUCUUACUGAGUUCUUAGCUGCACUGAAAACAAAGAGAAGACAGAAUACAGCAGUAUGUGAGCCUUGAAACUCAGAGACCAGGGAAACUAUCUACACAAGAAAGGACACUCCAUAUUUUUGCAACUCACCUCUCAAACAGCUGUAGACUCAUUGAACAUUUGAAGACCUCAGAAAACUAACAAUAUUAAAUUAAAUUUACAGGCUUCUGCUGACCUGCACGAAUAAAAACCUGCUGUGGUGUUAGAAUCCAUCCAUGGACACUGAUGGCCAACAGUGCACUUAUUUAUGGACACACAAAGAUGCUAGGGAGGUAGUAGGCGUGUGUAAGUGAGAGUUUUAAAGGUGAAGAGAUCCUCUUUUGAGAUACUAACCGCUUGAUGCAAUGUUCCAUAAGCACAACACGACAGCUUUUCUUAAGAUCUUUAAAGCUAAAGAUUAAAAAGUGAAUGUCACCAUCAGCGUUGGUGACUUCCUUUCAAACGAAAAAAACAACAAAACUUUCCCCUGCAGAAUGUAGUAUCAGCAGCUAAAGACUCAUUUGAAAAACUGUUGUUCUCCUUGUU
This is a messenger RNA of Oxyura jamaicensis (ruddy duck), 5148 nucleotides long. RefSeq names its product killer cell lectin-like receptor subfamily F member 1. The record is from RefSeq and is a predicted model, not a curated record. NCBI's taxonomy places the organism in Eukaryota, Metazoa, Chordata, Aves, Anseriformes, Anatidae. Bases 325 to 1119 code for a protein of 264 amino acids. The transcript is spliced from 9 exons.